AUGGUGAGGGCUCACCAGGCAGCUUAUGGUUUCCUGAACCCAAACAUCACCAAAUAUGAAACUCUCCUGGGGCUGCUAGACCAGGCGACUCAGACUCAACUGUCCCUCCAGCCCAUAAUGGCUGCUUUGGUGUUGUACUUUGAGGAAAUCAACCAGGCACUGGAGGAGAUGGCUGAAGAGGGUGAGCUGAUGCUUAAAGAGUAUGGAGAAAGCAUGAGCUUACCAUCUGGGAUGGUAAGUCAAGCUCUAUGGUCCGAUAAACCUUCCAAUACUUUAGCAGAUCUUCUUGAUCCUCCCCCAGAUCUUUUACAACAAUUGCUUCAGCAAUCAUCAGAAAAAAUGAAGCGAGUUGGAGGCUCAGUAAAGAAUUUGGGUGAUACUGCACUUGAUGAAGUCAUAGAAUAUUUCUCUUGCCUUUCUAAACUAUUUGCUGAGAAGCUACAGACUAAGCAGGCUGCAGAGCUUAGGUUGUCUCAAGUACUCGCAAGAAUAGAAAUGUCAGCAAUUAAAACGUCUAACCCAAAAGAUUCAGCACUUCCCAGUGAAGACAGUGGAAUUGGGGGAGAGAGCGAGAGCUUGGCUGGCUCAGAAAGGCACCAAUGCCACCGUGGAUAUAGUAAAGGAGAGGACACUGGCAACGCCAGCAGGAGCUGCACAGAUUGCAGGGAUGACCUGGAGAUUGAUAAUCUACCACCUCCACCCCCAGAAGUUCUAUUGGACAAUUCCUUUAACCCCCUGGAAGUGCAGUGCUUCCCAGAAAAUGUGGAGAGAUACAGCGGGGCAGGCUUUGCACAAGAGGAAGAGACAACCCAACUUCUCGCACUCAGUCAGAACAGAGGCCUGGGAUGA
This is a messenger RNA of Cyprinodon variegatus (sheepshead minnow), 849 nucleotides long. RefSeq lists its product as uncharacterized. Lineage: Eukaryota; Metazoa; Chordata; Actinopteri; Cyprinodontiformes; Cyprinodontidae. Bases 1 to 849 code for a protein of 282 amino acids. The record is from RefSeq and is a predicted model, not a curated record. The transcript has 3 exons.